Messenger RNA from Scaptodrosophila lebanonensis, 847 nucleotides. RefSeq lists its product as uncharacterized. Lineage: Eukaryota; Metazoa; Arthropoda; Insecta; Diptera; Drosophilidae. The record is from RefSeq and is a predicted model, not a curated record. Bases 29 to 451 code for a protein of 140 amino acids. The transcript has 3 exons.
AAUUUAAAAAUACUUUUUUGAAGCAAAUAUGGACGAACUAAAUGUGAAUCAACAGAUUAAGCCCGAUGCCAAUCAGAAUGCUGAUAAAAGCCAGGUCGUCCAAGUGCAGGCAGUUCCGGCGGCUCUGCAGGAACUGAAAAAACUGCAGGAAGAACAGAGAAAGGAAGAGGAUGAGGAAGAUCACGACGAGCAGAAACUGCAGGUAAAAUCGGAAGUGCUGAACGCGAUAGAACUUCCAGAAGUGGUGGAACAGCCGAAACCGCAAACAAUAAACGAAAUCGAACCUAAAAGUGAGGAGUCCGACACGGAAAGCAGCACCAGCACCAGCGACGGAGAGGUUGGCCCGUACUUGAGCGAGGAAGAGGAGUACGAGGACUACGGCGAUGAUUUAGAUCAGGAGAUCUAUUUUGAUGACGAUGCCCAAUUAGAGGACUAUGAACAUUUUUUUUAACUCAACCGAAAACCAUGUUGGCAUCGGGACAAACAACUUUUUAACGAAUUAAACAGACUGCAUGACAGAUUUCAUUUAUUCAUCUCAAAAUGUUAGGAAUUAAUUGCUAAAAAAAACACGAAGGGUGCAACGAUUUUCUGAUGCCAACACAUAGAAAAGAAAACGUAUAAAUUCCCAAGCUGUCCAGACAUCCAAAACACUCACACAAUACAAUGAAGUUAUAGAUUGAAAGCCAACAAUAUAAUCAAAUUUUCUGAUCUAAUAGGAUCCAGCACCAACGCUUAACAAUCGAAGGUUAACCAUAUGCGUUUGCGAUAAAGAUCUCUUCAUAGGAUCUGGGGCCAACGCUCAUUAUUUGAGAAACUCGCUUACAACAUACAAAAUAAAAGAGGACAU